Molecule: messenger RNA, 1827 nt
Organism: Fomitopsis serialis
Lineage: Eukaryota; Fungi; Basidiomycota; Agaricomycetes; Polyporales; Fomitopsidaceae
Exons: 2
Coding region: 195-1490 (431 amino acids)
Source: RefSeq, a predicted model, not a curated record
CUGUGGCCGCCAACGCACGUCCCGUGGCCACCUCUCUGCCGGCUACGCAGCUAGCCACCCAGGAGCGCCCCGCCAAACGCAGGCGUUUGAACUUCGCGGGCAACGCGAGCGCGGGUCCAUCGAACGGUGCAGCGUCCGCCGCCUCGACGCCGGGCCCGAGCGCCGCGGUCUCCGAAGAGGAGACCCAACGGAACAUGGUGCUCGUCGGGCCCACGGCGACGACUUUCACCUGCAACAUUGGCGUAUGCAGAGCCCAGGUGGCCCCAACAAACGAGGCGCUCCGGGAGCACCUUGAGGCGGUCCAUCCGGACCCCUGCGGAAACAUCCUGGACCGCAGUGGGCCCGGUUUCUGCCCGUGGAACGGGUGCGGGGGCAUCCAGAUCAGGUCCGCAAAGGAGCGGAAUAAGAGCGGGGCGCGGACGAUGAAGAUUCGACAUAUCCUGGGGCUGCACGGGGCCCUGCGAGCCGACUAUCGCUGUCUCGUGUGCGGCAAGGAGAGUCGGUUGGAAACAAAAAAGGGCAUGGAGAAGCACGUGAGGGCGUGCCUCAAAAAAUCACGCCGGGUAGCGCAUACGGCCGGCGCUGACAACACUCGCUUCACAGCGACCACUGCCGCCACGACCCCCGCAGAGCUUCUCGAGUCGGAUGAUAUGAACACACCAGGUUUGACAACUGGUGUAUCGACCGAUGACAGCUACAGUCCAGUGUCACCGCAAGACGUCGCCACGAUUCGGAUCCCGCGCAAGAGGGCACGCAGUCCAGCCGUAGCCCCGACGGCUGCUGGCGUCAACGGAUACCACGGGGACUUCAUCUCCUACCCGCCCACUGGCGCAAGGACGGAUUACACACCGUUCGAAGGCGACGCUGCGCCUGCAGUCAGUGAAGACCCGCCGGCAGCCUGGCAGCUUCAGGCUGCCUACGGGGUCCCCGACUACGCGCCCUUCCCCGACACCAGCCCCGCGUCGCCCGUCGUCCAACCCGCUGCCCAGGAUAUCGCCUCCAUCACUCAUCCAUUCCCGAGCUUGCCCGCGAACGACGCGGUACUGUCGUUCGACGAGGAUUUCCCGCCCCCGCCGGACGUCGACCCCGCGGAGGUCACCGCCGCGUUCGACGCGUACAUCCGCGAGCAGGCGGGCCUUGACGGCGUCUUCCCACAGGACGGCCGCGACCUCCGAGUCGGCGGCGCCGGGUUCGCUGGGUCGUCCAGCCCCUCGUACAUUGACAGCUGCGAUUCCGCGUGGACAGCGGCCGACUUCGAGGCGCUCGUGCUGCCGACGACUCAGAGCGCGCGGGCCCUCGAGGCGGAGAAGGAGGAGCAUGUCGUGCCAGUGCCUGACGAUGCGGCCAGCCCUGACUCGGAGGACGAGCCGGAGCUCUCGGUCGCGGAUGCCGCUGCGCUCUUUUUUAAGGAGCUUUGGGGGCAGGACGCACCGACGCUGCCUGAAUUUGAGCCCUGGGACGCGGUCGUGCGAUGCCAGUUGGGGUUGUGAUGACGCCUGGUUCGGAUCCCCUGCGUGAGUCGACAAGGCGGCUGCGGUGGUCUCCUGUGGUGUUUUGGAUCUCCCUGGUGCGCUUGAUCUGCGCGCGUGUAUCUUUUUAUUUGUUAUUUGUGUUCGCUUUCGUGCUGGUUUGUGUUCGUUUUCGUGCUUAUUCCUGCUCGCUCUCGUGCUUACCUGCGGCGUCUACUCCGCACUGUUGUUCAGCAUUGCUAUUCUCUCGCGCCGUCUGCGCACUUAUACCCUUGCUCCACGAUACCCUCACGCUCUUGAUACCCGCAUUCUAGAUACCCACGCCUUCUUGAUACCCUCACACUUGAUACCCCUCUAC